Molecule: messenger RNA, 5524 nt
Organism: Sarcophilus harrisii (Tasmanian devil)
Lineage: Eukaryota; Metazoa; Chordata; Mammalia; Dasyuromorphia; Dasyuridae
Gene: PALS1
Product: membrane palmitoylated protein 5
Exons: 14
Coding region: 327-2354 (675 amino acids)
Biological process (GO): protein localization to plasma membrane; morphogenesis of an epithelial sheet; establishment or maintenance of epithelial cell apical/basal polarity
Cellular component (GO): plasma membrane; adherens junction
Molecular function (GO): protein binding
Source: RefSeq, a predicted model, not a curated record
UUCCUGCGACGGCGAGCGACGGGAGGAGGCAGGCGUUCUUCGGUCAGCGCCGGCGGAGGAGGCGGGGACGCGGUGAGCAGGUUCGGCAGCUUCUAGUUCUGAAUCCGGUACCUUAAGGGUCGCCCGAACUUGCGACGUGCGGGAGUCGGCGGCCUUUGCGGGGAGGUGGCGAAGAUUUCCUUCAUGGAGAGAGUAUCAUAGUAUGAUCAUGAAGUUUCUGUUUCAAGAAGUUUCUUCUGGAAUUAAAAUGUAUUUUAGAUGGCAGAAUCAAGAUAAUUGGUUUGAUAUAUAAAAAAAAAGGUGGUGCUUAUUUUUAGUAAAUAACCAUGACAACUUCCCAUAUGAAUGGGCAUGUUACAGAUGAAUCAGACAUUGAAAUAAAGAAUGUUGAUCUGACACCUCAAGAAGAACCUCAGAAACAUCGAGAGAUGGCGGUUGAUUGUCCUGGAGAUUUGGGAACAAGAAUGAUGCCAGUACGUCGAAGUACCCAGCUUGAGCGAAUUCGUCAACAACAGGAGGAUAUGAGGCGUAGGAGAGAGGAAGAAGGAAAAAAACAAGAACUAGACCUUAAUUCUUCCAUGAGACUUAAGAAACUAGCACAAAUUCCUCCUAAAAUUGGAAUAGAUAAUCCUAUAUUUGAUACUGAGGAAGGAGUUGUCUUAGAGAGUCCUCAUUAUGCUGUGAAGGUACUAGAAGUGGAAGAUCUGUUCUCUUCACUCAAGCAUAUUCAACAUACUUUGGUUGAUUCCCAAAGUCAGGAUGACAUUGCUCUGCUUUUACAACUUGUUCAAAAUACUGAUUUCCAGAAUGCUUUUAAGAUACACAAUGCUGUCACAGUACAUAUGAAUAAAGCCAGCCCUCCAUUUCCUCUUAUUUCCAAUGCACAAGACCUUGCACAGGAGGUACAAGCUGUUUUGAAACCAAGCCAUCAGAAAGAAGGACAGGAGUUAAAUGCUUUGCUAAAUGCUCCUCAUAUUCAGGCACUCUUACUGGCUCAUGAUAAGGUUGCUGAGCAGGAAAUGCAGCCAGAGUCCAUCACAGAUGAGAGAGUUUAUGAGAGCAUUGGCCAGUAUGGAGGGGAAACUGUAAAAAUAGUUCGUAUUGAAAAGGCUCGAGAUAUUCCAUUAGGCGCGACAGUUCGUAAUGAAAUGGAUUCUGUCAUCAUUAGUCGGAUAGUAAAAGGAGGAGCUGCAGAAAAAAGUGGACUAUUACAUGAAGGAGAUGAAGUUUUGGAGAUUAAUGGCAUUGAAAUUAGGGGGAAGGAUGUCAAUGAGGUUUUUGACUUACUGUCUGAUAUGCAUGGCACACUCACAUUUGUGCUGAUUCCUAACCAGCAGAACAAGCCCCCUCCUGCCAAAGAAACAGUAAUCCAUGUUAAAGCUCAUUUUGACUAUGAUCCUUCUGAUGACCCUUAUGUUCCUUGUCGAGAAUUAGGUCUGUCUUUUCAAAAAGGAGAUAUACUUCAUAUCAUCAGUCAGGAAGAUCCUAACUGGUGGCAGGCCUAUCGAGAAGGAGAUGAAGAUAAUCAACCUCUGGCAGGACUCGUUCCAGGGAAAAGCUUUCAGCAACAAAGAGAAGCCAUGAAGCAAACCAUAGAAGAAGACAAGGAACCAGAAAAAUCAGGAAAACUAUGGUGUGCUAAGAAGAAUAAGAAGAAAAGAAAAAAAGUUUUGUAUAAUGCCAAUAAAAAUGAUGAUUAUGACAAUGAGGAGAUACUAACUUAUGAGGAAAUGUCACUCUAUCACCAGCCAGCAAAUAGGAAAAGGCCUAUCAUCUUGAUUGGCCCACAAAACUGUGGCCAGAAUGAACUUCGUCAGAGGCUUAUGAAUAAUGAAGCAGAUAGAUUUGCAGCUGCAGUUCCUCAUACAACUCGGAGUAGAAGAGACAAUGAAGUAGCUGGCAGAGAUUACCACUUCGUUUCACGACAAGCUUUUGAGGCAGAUGUAGCUACUGGAAAGUUUAUUGAACAUGGUGAAUUUGAGAAAAAUUUGUAUGGUACCAGUAUAGAUUCUGUGAGACAAGUAAUCAAUUCAGGAAAGAUAUGCCUUUUAAAUCUUCGUACACAGUCAUUGAAGAGCCUUCGGAAUUCAGACUUGAAGCCAUAUAUCAUCUUCAUUGCACCUCCUUCACAAGAAAGGCUUCGUGCAUUAUUGGCCAAAGAGGGAAAAAAUCCAAAGCCGGAAGAAUUGAGAGACAUCAUUGAGAAGACUAGAGAGAUGGAACAGAACAAUGGCCACUACUUUGACACUGCAAUUGUGAAUUCAGAUCUUGAUAAGGCUUAUCAGGAAUUACUUAGAUUAAUUAACAAACUUGAUACAGAACCUCAGUGGGUACCAUCCACCUGGCUACGAUGAGAAAAAAAAAAUCCUUCAUUCCAUAGCAUGAUUGUACUUUUCUUUGGCAAAUUGCCAACAAGGAAAAUCGCCUCCAUACUUCAAUGAGACUUGAGUAUUAGGUGGCCAACAGUAUCUUUAUACCUCUGUUUUUAUAUCACUUGUGUUAAUAUGAUUGGGAGGUGUUCUGGCUGUUUGUAAACAGUUUUUCACCUAUAUUGUUCUAAGGAUUCCUUACUCAGUUUUGGAUUAUAAACGUUAAGCAUCAAACAAAGCAAUCCCAUUUUAAUCACGAAAAUCUUUGAAUCCUGUUUUUACUUACUGAAUAUUUUCUAUCCAGUCACAUUUCCAUAAAAUGUAGUAUAUGUGCAUACAUGUGUGUGUGUAUAUUAGAUACAAUCCAUGUCACAGAGUUAUAAAUACUGAUGUUAUUUAACACUUAAGAAUUUGCCUUAUGGAGUCUUUGGUCUUUUCAGAAUAUGCCUCUCAACUACAGAGCAGGAUAUCAUUUGUGCCCCCUCUCCCCCCAAAAUUCGUUUUAAUCUUCAAAAGUGUUAUGUUUUAAAAAAUAUAUAUAUAUAAAUAUAUAUAUAUAUACACACACUGACUUAAUUUUAUUUUUUUAAAUAAAAAGAUAUGCUACUUUGGUCUGGUUCAACCCUGUUAGGCUUGAAUUCAUUCUUAAGCGUAUUAUAUUUUAUCAUAAACUAAAUUCCAAUUGGACAGCACUGUAAUCUGGCUAAUAUUUAUAAUGUAAAUAUUUCAAAUUUCCGUCUUUUCAGAACAAACUUAUACAUUAAACUUCACAUUCAACAACCUUGGGUCCAGUGAAAGAUACCCUAUGGUUAGUCUUUUUAAGUAUGAGUAUUUUAUGCACCUCUCUUUUCCCUUAAAAUUAUAAAUCAACUGAUUUGAGAACUUCUUUCUCUGAUCUAUAUAUAGUACAACAGAAAAAAUAAGUUACAUUAUUAUGGAAGAUGUUCAAAUGAAAUGUGAUUUUAAAAAAUUAACAAAAUGGGUGGUCUCCAUAAUGCUUAAGUAACUUUUUUUUUUUUUUUUUUAAUGAGGAUACUGAGUACUAGAUAAUGUUUUAUAUUUUAAUAUGAGCAUAGCAUUUCUUGUGACUGUAAUGGGUAAUAAACUGGAAUUCUGAUUGCUCAAUAUAGCUGCUAUACUAUAAGUUAAUAUUUAAUAGAUCAAUGAUUUUCAUUCACUUACUCAAUUAUUGGAGUAAAAUUAGAUAAAUUCUGGUGAAAUACUGUAAAAGUUGACUUUGAGAUCAGAAGGAAUGGAAGACCUGAAAGUCAUUUGAUAGCACUUUAGGAAAAUGGCAUUGGAAUAGUUAUUACAUGUAUAGAAAUAUGAACUGUGUCCUAGCAGGGUCUGCUUCUUAAGACCAAAAUGCUAUAUCUGGAGUUGGUAUGAUUUAAACUUGCUCUGUAGCUGUCCAUCUUUACAAUACUACUAUUGUCACAGAAAGGUGGUUUUUAUUCUCUUCAUCCUUUAAAAGGUAAUAUGUCAUUCAAGUGAAGUAGUAAAGGAGAGAGGGGACAAAACAUAAAAUGUGAAUGUUAAUUUUCUUUUUUAGUAACUUUAAUUGCAAUAUUUCCUCAUUUGUUCCCCAAACUGAACACUGGAAUGAAGUUGACUUAUAGCUUAAUUUAACAUAAGCUGUUAAAGAUUUUAAUGUUUUGUCACAUUGUCUUGUGUAUACACUCAGUUUUUCUAUUGCCAUACAUUAUCUGUAAUAGAAAACACUAGGUAGUCUACAUUGCUUUAUUUUUUGUUGUUGUUCAAAUUUGAAGAGUCCCUAAGUUGACUGGAAAGGUAUAGUGCAUGAAAAUAAUUUCUAAAAUAUUUUUCCUUAGUAUGAAAUUAACAUUUUUCUUGUUAAGGGAAGUGAUAAAGUCUUUUUCUCAUCAUGUCUGAGACACUCCAGAUGAGACAUCUUGCCUAUGGAGUGGGAAUGACAAAGGAAGCACUCGUUGAAUUUGAGGGUACAUAUUAAAAAUUUUUUGCUUUGCACUUAGCUUUCCAAAUCUCUACAAUUUUUAACUUGUUCUCAGGAAUAAAAGGUAGAGAUUUCUGUGGUCUGCUUUAAUAUGACAACUCUUUGUUAAGCCUACAGUAUAACAUUUUGAUAGCUGAAUUCCUACCAUGCAUUUAAGUGAGAUUCUGGUGCUGUGCAACUUCAUUCAUCGUGUGUAGAGGAAACCUCUGUUAUUGCAGCUGUACUGCAGCUGAAUGAAAAGAAUCUUUGCAUAAAGGCUACCCCUGUCUUCUACCUUCCCUAGGGAUUCCUAAUCCAUUUUUGGAUUACAAAUGUUAAGCAAAAGCAAAGCAGUCCCAUUUUAAUAAUGAAAAUCUUUGAAUCAGGUUUUUACUGAAUAACUACUACACCAACUCAGCUAUACUUUAGAAAUACCUGACAAAACAUUUCUGUCUCCCUAAAGUCCUCAUCUUUCCAUCUCCUUGAUUCUUCCUCUCAUCUUAUGCUACUGGUAGUGGUUGGUGAACAUGGAAGGUGUAUUCAUCCCCAGAUGCUUUCUCAAUCCAUUUCUUAAUUUGUUUCCAGUACACAAAGGAUGUGAAAAUUGUUGAUAAAACAUUUGGUGUUGAUUUUCUCAUUCUCCUUAGGCAAUUUAUGAGAGAGAAUUCACACUACACACCAGAAUAGAAUGCACAUUUCAUUAUACAUUUACCUGUCCAAACUUCAUUUCUACUCUUCUUUAUGUUGUAGUUCUGAUUUGAAUUCCCUUAUCUGGGAGUUGAGAACCCUCUAUUUUUUAAAGAGAAAAAUGGAUCCCAGUUAUAUACAUUAUUGUAAUAAACAUUUCCUAUACAGAAUUUUUAAUAGGUAAUAACUAAUCUCAAACUGAAAAAGGAGGGAAACUUUUGAUAUUCUAAUCAAUCCAGGUUUGCUUUCCAUGAAAAUUUAAUACCUGGAUUUCUUCUUUCUCUCCCUAAUGAUAGCAUUAACAAGUAUUAAUAUGAAUGUAACUUUUCAAAAUAUGAACCCCAGGGAAUUAGCCUUAACAAAGGUAAUUUUCCAGAGACCUGUGGUUAACCCCUGCUUUCUAUUUUCUACCUUGUAUCUGCACUGUGUAUUUUAUGAAAUGUCAUAAAUUGCACAACACUAUAAUGUAAAAAAAAUGUAAAAUUAUAUUUCUAGAUUUCAAAUUAAAAAAUCA